GCUUGGCCGAUCGGUAGCCGGCCGCGAUGGACGAGGAGGCGCUGACACCCAGCCCAGAGGCCCUCGAAAAGGGCAGAUCUGGCGAGCCCUACGAGAUGCCCGCCCAGGACCGUGCGCUCAUGCUCGUCCUGGCCAUUGCAGCGCUCGUGAUGCCAGUCUUUGGCGUUCUCAGUGUCACGCAGACAGACUGCGACGCCAUCAUGCGCUCGUUCUCCGCGUUCAUGAUCACCUUUGGCCUCGUCCAAGUCGUAAAGUCGUUCCUGGCUUUCGUGUUCAAGGUGCCCUUUGAGCCAAGCAAGCAGCAAAAGAACUUGCCGACGAAAUGCGUGAGCGCGCUCGGCCUGCUCUCCAUCGCUAUGGCCGUCUGGGGCGUGGCUAUCACUGCGCCCAGAGUGGGAGAGCUGCCCAGUGACGAGUGCUCCGCAAUGUACUUCUACACCGCGUUCAUCACAGCAGCAGCGAAUCUCGCCAUUCCUCUCGCUAUAGCCAUCGGCUUCUGUGUUGCGAUGGCCCUGCGCAAGACCUGAGUCGGUGUGCGUGUGCCGUUCCGACUCAGCGCCCGGUGCACUAGAUGUGGUAGUUCUAGCUAGUUUAUAGAUCGUUUGAGGCGAGGGGGAGACU
This is a messenger RNA of Emiliania huxleyi CCMP1516, 621 nucleotides long. RefSeq lists its product as hypothetical. The transcript has a single exon. The record is from RefSeq and is a predicted model, not a curated record. NCBI's taxonomy places the organism in Eukaryota, Haptophyta, Isochrysidales, Noelaerhabdaceae. Bases 27 to 527 code for a protein of 166 amino acids.